AUGGCAGAAGAAAUUGUGAUUGAUCGGAAUACAUUCUUUAACCGACUCACGAGCUUUUAUUCAGCAUGGAAAGCAGACAGACGCUCCAACAAUGCCACUUUUGGCGGCGUUUCAUCUAUUGUUAUUCUCAUGGGGAAGACAGACGAGGCUAACAGUUUUCAAAAAAGCAAUGCGAUGCAUUUUUGGCUACUUGGCUAUGAAUUUCCUGCUACUCUUCUGGUAUUCACCACUGAGGCUGUAUAUGUUGUUACGACGGCUAAGAAAGCCAAACAUCUUGAGCCAUUGAGAGGAGGCAAAGUCCCAGUAGAGAUCUUGGUGACCUCGAAGAAUCCAGAAGAGAAAACGAAAUCAUUCGAGAAGUGCAUAGAGGCCAUUAAGACAGCUGGUAAAAAGGUUGGUGUCUUGCCAAAGGAUAUAGCUUCGGGCCCCUUUUCCGAGGAUUGGAGGAGGGCGUACGCAGCCGGUGGUGGGGAAUUGGAAGAAGUUGACAUAUCGGGCGCCCUGUCAGCUGCACUUGCAGUCAAGGAUACAGAUGAACUAGUAUCCAUCCGAAACGCGUCAAGAGCCUGUAGUGGCUUGAUGGCCGAUUACUUUGUGGACGAAAUGUCUCGUCUUCUUGAUGAAGAGAAGCAAAUGACCCACAAGGCUCUCGCCAUGAAGAUUGACGCGAAGAUUGACGACGCUAAAUUUUUCAACAAAUUAGCGAAACUUCCAAGUGAAUUCGAUCCCCAGCAAAUUGACUGGGCGUACGGCCCCGUUGUACAAAGUGGAGGGAAAUAUGACCUUAGGCUCACAGCUUCUUCCGACAAUAACAAUCUUCAACCAGGGAUCAUUGUUGCAGGAUUUGGAAUUCGCUACAGGACUUACAGUUCGCUCAUUGCGCGUACAUACCUUGUUGAUCCAAGCAAAUCGCAGGAGGCAAACUAUGCUUUCCUUCUACAUGUUCGCGAUGCAGUCAUCAAAGACAUUCGUGAGGGUGCAGUGGCCAAAGACUUGUAUCACAAAGCGAUCAGUUUGGUUCGGGCUAAGAAGCCAGAGCUUGAGACGCACUUCGUUAAAUCGGUUGGCGCAGGUGUAGGAAUUGAACUCCGCGAUUCUAACAUGCUGCUAAACGGGAAGAAUGACAAGAUAUUGAAGAGUGGCAUGACAUUUUCAGUCACGUUCGGGCUGACUGAUGUUGAGGACUCCAGUGCAAAAGAUCGGGGUAGCUCCGUUUAUUCAAUGGUCAUCACUGAUACAGUCCGUGUCGGCGAAAAUGGGCCACUUGUUUUUACGAAAGAUGCUGGUGUGGACAUGGACUCGGUUUCCUUCUAUUUUGGGGAUGAAGAAGAAUCUGAAAAGCCCGUCAAGGAGAAAAAGGAGGUCAAGUCGAGCGCCAUUGCCAGCAGGAAUGUCACCCGAACAAAGUUGCGUGCCGAGAGGCCAACCCAAAUCAAUGAAGGCGCGGAGGCCCGGCGUCGUGAGCAUCAAAAGGAACUGGCCACCAAGAAAACAAAAGAAGGGCUGGACAGGUUCGCAGGUACCACAGGGGAUGACAAUGGGGUCACACACAAAAAGUUCAAGAGAUUUGAGUCUUACAAAAGGGAUAAUCAGUUGCCCACAAAAGUGAAAGACCUCACUAUCUAUGUCGACCACAAGGCUUCCACGGUCAUCGUCCCUAUCAUGGGCCGACCAGUCCCAUUUCAUAUCAAUACAAUUAAGAAUGCCAGCAAGAGUGACGAGGGGGAAUAUGCCUACCUGAGAAUCAACUUUCUAUCACCAGGCCAAGGUGUCGGUAGAAAAGAUGAUCAGCCCUUCGAAGAUCUCUCAGCGCAUUUUCUACGGAACUUGACUCUGAGGUCCAAAGACAAUAAUCGACUCGCCCAGGUGGCUCAAGAUAUCACAGAGCUUCGAAAAAAUGCACUGCGACGUGAGCAGGAAAAGAAGGAAAUGGAGGAUGUGGUUGAGCAGGACAAAUUGAUCGAAAUCAGGAGUAAGAUAACCAUUUUAGACCGUCGUCCUGUCAAAUUACCUGACGUUUAUCUGCGGCCACCUUUGGACGGGAAGCGAGUCCCUGGUGAGGUCGAAAUACAUCAGAACGGCCUUCGCUAUAUGUCGCCCUUUCGCAAUGAACACGUCGAUGUGCUUUUCAGCAAUGUGAAGCAUCUUUUUUUCCAACCAUGCGCUCAUGAGUUGAUCGUCUUGAUACACGUUCAUCUGAAGACCCCUAUACUGAUAGGGAAAAGAAAAACUAGGGAUAUUCAAUUCUACAGAGAAGCUACUGAGAUGCAGUUCGAUGAGACUGGAAACCGCAGACGUAAACACCGUUAUGGGGACGAAGAGGAAUUCGAGGCUGAACAAGAAGAACGGCGACGAAGGGCAGCGUUGGACCGCGAGUUCAAGGCGUUUGCUGAAAAGAUCGCGGAUGCUGGCAAAGACGAAGGAGUCGACGUUGACAUUCCAUUCAGAGAAAUUGGCUUUACUGGCGUUCCCAACCGGUCAAAUGUCUUGAUUCAGCCUACUACAGACGCUCUGGUCCAACUAACUGAGCCCCCGUUCUUGGUCAUCACUCUUAACGAAGUUGAAAUUGCUCACCUGGAAAGAGUACAGUUCGGACUCAAAAAUUUUGACCUUGUGUUUGUUUUCAAGGACUUCCAUCGAGCGCCCGUGCACAUCAACACGAUUCCCGUGGAGUCGUUGGAGGGUGUAAAAGAUUGGUUGGAUUCUGUCGACCUCGCUUUCACAGAAGGCCCACUGAAUUUAAACUGGACUACUAUCAUGAAGACAGUAGUGAGUGAUCCCUACGGAUUCUUUGCUGAUGGAGGUUGGUCGUUCUUAGCAGCAGAAUCCGACUCUGAGGGCGGAUCGGACGAGGAUGAGGAGUCCGCGUUUGAGCUUUCCGAAUCCGAGCUUGCGGCUGCGGACGAGAGCUCGGAAGACGACAGCGAAUUUGAUGAUGAUGCUAGUGCUGAAGCAAGCGAUGACUUCAGUGCAGAUGAAGAGAGCGGUGAGGAUUGGGACGAGCUCGAAUUGAAGGCGAAGAAGAAGGAUAGGGAAGGCGGUCUGGACGAUGAUGAGCGGGGCAAGAAACGAAAGCGAUAG
This is a messenger RNA of Aspergillus uvarum CBS 121591, 3081 nucleotides long. RefSeq names its product chromatin-remodeling protein SPT16 (gene spt16). Gene Ontology annotation, cellular component: FACT complex. The transcript has 7 exons. Lineage: Eukaryota; Fungi; Ascomycota; Eurotiomycetes; Eurotiales; Aspergillaceae. Gene Ontology annotation, biological process: transcription elongation by RNA polymerase II; positive regulation of transcription elongation by RNA polymerase II. Bases 1 to 3081 code for a protein of 1026 amino acids. Gene Ontology annotation, molecular function: nucleosome binding. The record is from RefSeq and is a predicted model, not a curated record.